Plasmodium gonderi is the source of this 1539-nucleotide messenger RNA. Its product is annotated as dihydrolipoyl dehydrogenase, mitochondrial. Gene Ontology annotation, molecular function: dihydrolipoyl dehydrogenase (NADH) activity; flavin adenine dinucleotide binding. The coding region runs from base 1 to 1539 and encodes 512 amino acids. Gene Ontology annotation, cellular component: oxoglutarate dehydrogenase complex; mitochondrion. The transcript is spliced from 2 exons. Lineage: Eukaryota; Apicomplexa; Aconoidasida; Haemosporida; Plasmodiidae. The record is from RefSeq and is a predicted model, not a curated record.
AUGAAUGCAGUUGUGAGUAGGACGAAGGUUGUUUUUUUGAGAAGCCGAAGACAAUUCUCAUCCAAAAAGGACUACGAUGUCAUUGUAAUAGGGGGAGGCCCUGGUGGGUACGUGUGCAGCAUCCGUUGUGCUCAGAACAAAUUGAAUGUUUUGAAUGUAAACGAAGAUACAAAGCUUGGAGGGACAUGCUUAAACAGAGGUUGCAUUCCAUCAAAAUCGUUAUUACAUAUUGCACACAAUUAUUAUGAAGCAAAACAUAGGUUUAAACAAAGUGGUAUAGUAAUUGAUAAUGUACAUCUAGAUGUAGAAGCCAUACACAAGCACAAAAAUAAAUGUAUGAAUAAUUUAUCUGAUGGAAUAACGUAUUUAUAUAAGAAAAAUAAAGUAAAUCAUAUGAAUGGACGUGGUAGCAUUGUAAAUAAAAAUACUGUACUUGUGCAAUGUGAAAAAGGGGAUAAGCAGGUAACAGCAGAACGGAUUGUCAUUGCAACAGGAUCGAAACCGAUAGAAAUACCAUUGAAAAAAUUAAGUGAUGAGAAUGCUAACAAUGCAGAAAAUGUUAAAGACAUUUUGGAGUAUGAUCACCAUAUAAUACAAACAUCUGAUGAUAUUUUGAAUUUUCAGGAAAUUCCCAAAACAUUGUCAAUCAUUGGUGGUGGUGUUAUUGGAUUAGAAAUAGGUUCUGUUUUUUCGAAAAUGGGUUCAGACGUAACAAUAUAUGAGUAUAACAGUAGGCUAUGUAAUUUUCUGGACGCAGAUGUAAGUAAAGUGUUGCAAAAAACUUUAGAAAAAAUUAAAAUGAAAUUUGUAUUUAAUACAUCUAUAAUAGGAGGAAACAUACAAAAUAAAGAAGCCAUUUUAUUUUCAAAAAAUUCCAAGACAAAUGAAAUAAAAAAAGUAAAAUCUGACGUUGUACUUGUUUGUGUUGGUAGAAAAGCGAACUUUGAUAAUUUAAAGCUAGAAAAUUUAAACAUAAAAUUAAAUAAAAAUAAAAAAAUACCUGUAGAUGAAUAUUUUAAUGUGGAAUCACAACCAACUGUAAAAGCCAUUGGCGAUGCGAUAGAUGGGCCUAUGCUUGCACACAAAGCAGAAGAAGAAGGUUACAUUGUGGCCAAUAUGUUAUUCAAUGAAUUGAAGUUAAAUAAAAAAAAAAAAACUCAUAUAAAUUAUGAUCUUGUACCAAGUGUAAUUUACACGCAUCCAGAAGUAGCUAGUGUAGGAUUUAAUGAAGAAAAAUGUAAACAGAUGAAAUUAAAUUUUAAAUCGGCUACUUUUCCCUUUGCGGCCAACAGUAGAUCCAGAACCAUAGAUGACUUUGAUGGACUUAUCAAAAUUAUUGUUGAAACAGAUACCAACAAAAUUCUCGGUUCCCAAAUUGUGGGAAAUAAUGCAAGCGAUAUGAUUCUGCCCUUAUCUAUAUACAUUGGCAGUGGUGGAUCAUCCAAAAGUUUAAGCAAAGUUAUAUAUGCCCACCCGACCUUUUCGGAGGUCAUAAAAGAAGUUGCACUGCAGUCCUUCGAUAAGCCCAUACACAUGUGA